This is a messenger RNA of Acytostelium subglobosum LB1, 417 nucleotides long. RefSeq lists its product as hypothetical. The transcript has 2 exons. NCBI's taxonomy places the organism in Eukaryota, Evosea, Eumycetozoa, Acytosteliales, Acytosteliaceae. The annotation marks the transcript as partial. The record is from RefSeq and is a predicted model, not a curated record.
CAACAAUUACAACAUAUUACAAUGUCGAGUGUGGAUGAACAACAACAACAACGAAUACUCACACUUCGUGUGAUCAAGUCAUUCGAGUACAGAACCAUCAAGAAUAUAUUGUUACGCGAUGUUCCACUCUCGAUGACAGUUUCAGACUUCAAACAACAUGUUAGAGAUAAGAUAAAGACAACAGCAGGAUUCGUACCAUUUCGCAAUGUUGAGUUGGACACGAUGAAGAUAUACUUCAUACCUCAUGUACAACAAAAGCCCAACAACUUGACUAUCAACUUGGACAAUGAUGAUAAUUAUAUUCUCAAGGAUGAUUUGACAUUGGAACAACAAGGUGUUGUCAACGAGACUGAGUUAUCAUUCUUUAAACUUGCCGACUAUGAAUCAUUCAAGAAGAACCCUGUAGACAAAUGGUAG